Amphimedon queenslandica is the source of this 1399-nucleotide messenger RNA. RefSeq names its product phosphatidylinositol phosphatase PTPRQ-like. The transcript has 9 exons. Bases 45 to 1325 code for a protein of 426 amino acids. The record is from RefSeq and is a predicted model, not a curated record. Gene Ontology annotation, molecular function: protein binding. NCBI's taxonomy places the organism in Eukaryota, Metazoa, Porifera, Demospongiae, Haplosclerida, Niphatidae.
GAACGUAUAACUAUACAAUACUUGUAGCUGUCAAUCAACCUACAAUGACACACUCAGUUGAUGGUUUUAGUCCAUAUCAGAAUUACACUGCUAGUGUUAGUGCUAGUACAAUCAUUGGAGCUGGACCAGUGGCUACUACUGCAGGAAGAACACUACCAGACAUUCCUAGCUCACCUCAUCUGGUUGUGUCUCCAGUUGUCAUUAAUAAUUUAACAGUAGCUUAUACUGUACCAGUCCUUAAUGAAACUACUAUUAAUAUAACAUGGAGUCCACCAUCUCAUCCUAAUGGAAAAAUCAUCAGAUUUAUUGUUAGAAUAGCUACUGAUGCUAUUACUAGUCCUAAUAAUGUUCCAUUUGAACCUGGCAAAACACUACACACACUGAUAUAUAAAGGAUUAAAGGGAAAGACUCCUUAUUAUAUUUCAGUUGUAGCAGUCAAUCAAGUUGGUGAGGGGAACUUAGCAGCAACAUUAACUGCUAUUGUCUUCACUAAAACUGACAAUAGUGUUACUGUAUCACCAUCAAAUGUUCAAGCAAUGAGAGUAGGAGAUACAAUAGUGUUAUCAUGGGAUCCAGUGACACUAGAAGAAGCUAAAGGAUUCUUUGUAUACAGUAUCAGAUUAACUCCUGAUGAUGGUAGCACUAGCAGUACAUUAAGACAAACUAAUACAAGGACUAUAUCAGUAGCUUAUGAUACCACAUCAGUUAAUAUAACUGAUACUGAACCACAGUUAGCUUAUACUGUGAAUAUUAGUAUAUUGCUAUUGAGUGAUGUAGGACCAAUUGAAGGACCAGUUGUAAGUGAAAUUGUACAAGCGCCUCCAUCAAACAGUACUACUAGUGCAAGUGCUACUACUACUACUACUACUAGUACUGAUUCUACAUCAAGUGUAUCAGUGAUAUCAGCAAUAGUUUCAGUUUUGGUUAUAUUUGUUACUUUAGUGAUAAUGAUUGUUUGCGUGAUUUUUACAAUAAUUUAUAGAAAAAAGAGUAGUGAAAGUCAUGACAUUGAUGUAACACCUAAUGCAGGCUAUGGUAUGAUUAAUGUUGUCAAUACAACCACAGAAAAUGAAGAUGGAGUUUAUGAAAGAAUAAGGGAUGAUCAGGUUUAUGAACAAUUAGAUGAACCUGAUCUGCUUGUAGCAAGAGAAAGUGCUGCUGACACAAGUAGCACAAUAUAUAAAAAUACUACUGUGUCUGUUGUUAAAGCCAGACUAAGUAGCACAACAUAUGAGAAUACUACUGCUCCUCUUGUUAAAGAGUCUACUAGCUUUCAUGAAACAGAAAAUGAAGAAUGUGUGUAUGAACUAACUGAUACCUCAUAGUAACUUUUUUUUGGUGUGCAUUUACCAAGCAAAUUUUAUAAAUGUGCUGCAUAAUAAAUCUUCAUACAUUAUAA